Messenger RNA from Amphiprion ocellaris (clown anemonefish), 2373 nucleotides. RefSeq names its product H6 family homeobox 2 (gene hmx2). Gene Ontology annotation, biological process: regulation of transcription by RNA polymerase II. Lineage: Eukaryota; Metazoa; Chordata; Actinopteri; Pomacentridae. The transcript has 2 exons. Gene Ontology annotation, molecular function: DNA-binding transcription factor activity, RNA polymerase II-specific; RNA polymerase II transcription regulatory region sequence-specific DNA binding. Bases 233 to 1054 code for a protein of 273 amino acids. Gene Ontology annotation, cellular component: nucleus. The record is from RefSeq and is a predicted model, not a curated record.
UACACUCAUGUUCCCCGAGCUCCAGAAAAAACACCUCCAACUCCUUCAAUGUUAAAACCCCACAAUUAAAACAGGUUGAGGGGGGAGAGAGAGGAGAGAGAAAGAAAGAAAGGGGGGGGAAAGCGGACAAAAGACGCAAUUUUUACGCACCAAUCGUGUAGAAAAAGCAAUAACGGAAUACAAGGGGGACAGACCGAUUCAGUCAAUACUUCAAUACUGUUAUGAAGCGAGAAUGAGUAGCGCAGAAGACAGCGGGAGCAAGUGCUCGUCGGGCCCGAUUUCCAGCUUUACCAUCCAGUCGAUUUUAGGCACGCCGUCCGAUGAGCCACGCUCCGGGAACAAGGAGCUCUCCAAGGGGCCGCUGCCGCCAACGCCGCGGAGGCGCUCGCUGUCGGUGUCCUCCGAGGAGGAGUGCAGCGGCGGGGAGGACUCAGCUGACUGCUUCUGCUCCGAUACGGGUCACAGCGAGCCGUGCACCCAGCACCAACCGCACAACUUUUGUUUAGGUCCCGCUAAAGGACUCUUGUCUGGGAGCGACGGGCUGGCACGGCGGCCGCACUUGUCCCAGCCUCUGCUGCAGGAUUAUAAGGAGGAGCAGGAGAGACCGUGCCAUCAGAUGUCACCUCUGUCGGAGGAGAGACAGACGGACGGUGCGGACAAGCAGAGCAACUCGGCCAAGAAGAAGACGCGCACGGUUUUCUCCCGGAGUCAGGUGUACCAGCUGGAGUCCACCUUCGACAUGAAGCGCUACCUGAGCAGCUCGGAGCGGGCCUGCUUAGCCUCCAGCCUGCAGCUGACGGAGACUCAGGUGAAGACGUGGUUUCAGAACAGGAGGAACAAAUGGAAACGGCAGCUUUCCGCUGAACUGGAGGCGGCCAACAUGGCCCACGCCUCCGCACAGACACUAGUGGGGAUGCCGCUGGUUUUCAGAGAUAACUCCUUACUGCGCGUCCCGGUUCCCCGGUCUAUCGCCUUCCCAACGCCCCUCUAUUACCCGGGGAGCAACCUGCCAGCGUUACCUUUAUACAACCUGUAUAACAAAAUUGAGUAUUGAUUGACUCUGCUGUAUGUUCACCACUGCAGUCCACGUAAAAAGAAAAAAAAAAACGCAUUACAAAACAAUACCACAUUCUUAUAAGUGUCUCCACAUAACCCCUGUAUAUUAACUGUAUCACUUUAUUUGUUGAGAAAAUUCUUAUUAUGCAGCAACUGUAUGUGUCACAAGAAAGCAAUCAAGCUAUAUGUAUAAAAUACACCAUGUGUAUAAUUAAUUAUAACAAUUUUGUACUUUUAUUUUAUUUUCCUUUGAUUGAUAAAAUAUUGGAGCUGAACCUUCAUAUCACAUUUGAGGAAACAACUGAUCCCAAAAAGACUUUUACACCCUUUGUAUUCACAGCCUAAUUGGUUUGUUAAACAUAUUACAAAGCAUCAGUCAUUUUAUUUCAGCUGACAUGAAUCCAACACUGACAGGAAAAACACAAUUCUUCCAUUUAAGGAAAAAUAUCAUUGUUUCUAUUGUAAUUUAGACCUUCAAUAAUAACCUUCUCAUUCAAUAAAUUUUCUAUUUCAGUGAAAAUUGGGCUCGCUUGGUUUUAUUUUAUUCCCCCUUUUUUGCAUUUGCAAGCUAACUACCAGUAUAGUUCAUUUUUCAAGGAAAUGUAAAUAAGGCUCAUGUUAGAUUCUUGAAGGACACACAAACAAUAGUGUUAUAAUUUUAUCACAAGGCACUCUAGUGCACUAAUCCAGUGUGAACAUCAUUAUGUGACACAAAUGACUUUGUGUGAAUUUUUGCUGCAGAGCUGCCGUAAUUCUCUUGAACUGUUUUAUUUAAGACAUUUUAAGCUAAAAACAAUUAAACUAUGAGCCAGGCAGCGUAGUGUAAUUGUAUUUCUGCAUACUUUCGGCUCACAUAUUUUACAAUUUAGAUCCCGUUAUUAAUUAAAUAUUUGGUUUUACGCUUUUUGACAGGUGCAUUUUAAUACCAACUUAAAUCUGUGGAAGGAAAAUGCAUUUUACAAGGAUGCAGUGUGGAAUGUAGUGUAGUAAUUCCUUUGCAAGGCUUAUAUUUUGUACCUACUUUGAUUCCUACUCACGCCAGCCUCCAAAUUAAAAAAAAACUAAAUCAAGCACUGUCUAAAACUACACAUAUUUUCUUGGUAAUUUCGCUUUUAGAAACACAGCUAGUGACCACAGUAGUCUGCUGUAAAUGAAGAGGUGGACGACCACAUGCAAGCUGCCUUGGAAGAAGCAGAUAAAGCACAUUUCAGGCUGGAAAAAGAGAUGCACACUAUCACUAGCCAAUCAUGCCUCUGGGCGGGAUCUUCUCUCAUUUGAAGUCUGCCUCCGAUGGCUCUCAAGCAUCAGGGCCUUGUA